Messenger RNA from Entelurus aequoreus (snake pipefish), 6067 nucleotides. RefSeq lists its product as uncharacterized. NCBI's taxonomy places the organism in Eukaryota, Metazoa, Chordata, Actinopteri, Syngnathiformes, Syngnathidae. The transcript has 5 exons. Bases 493 to 999 code for a protein of 168 amino acids. The record is from RefSeq and is a predicted model, not a curated record.
CACGCGCCUUCCUGUUUCCAAAUAGAGCUUUUACGAUUAUCCCUGACGGCUAUCAGCCACGCCCACUUGAGAAGGUAGCAUUGUCAGUGGGACGCAAUGGUUUGUUAAAGAUUCAAGAUUAUUACAGCAUGCUAGCCUAAACUACAAGACUCGUUUUUUGAUUAUUUCAUUUUUAAUCAAAACAAUUAUUAGUAAGUUGUGAGGUUUAUGGUAGUCUUAAUUGGAAAGGCUAUGAUAAAGUCAACACAGAUGGGCCUUGGAACUAUUGUUUGUGGCCUGCGUUCAUGUUAGCUUAAGUUAGCCUUGACUGCUCCUGGACCUCCCCUGGAAUUAAAGCCCGGAGAAGACGCGACUAUUGCGGGUAAGAAGGCAACAAGAAGCAAUGGUCCUUAUUGGCAGCUAACUAACCCGCGAGCCACAGUGCUGCUAUCAAGGAUCACAUUUGUUCCUCAAAUAUGAGAGCUUCUGCCCUGUGAAGGAAACCCCAUCAAAAUGGAACUGUACUGGUAUAUAGUUGUCAUCGUGUUUAUCAUCAUUAAGAUCUUCUUCUACGUGUGCUGGUAUCGCUCAAGACAGAGACAGCUGGCAUCGUACCUGAGCAACCCCCGCAAUGCCCAGAUAGUCAUCGUUGGCGGGAGAGCCUACCUCCAUCAGCAAGCUUCGCUCUGGCCGAGCUGGUAUGGUGUGCCAGAUGACCUGUCAGUAGAAGAGCCCUCCACACCUCUGCCACCUGCUCCAUCCUUCUCCCACCUGGACAUGCCACCACCAUAUGAUGCUGUCUCUGGAGAGGACGAGCUGAAGCCCCCUCCCUACAGCGAGUGUGCCGACGCUGACCAGACGGACGCGGCCCGUCCCUCCCAUCACAUCUCUGAGGGAGGGGACCUGAGUGGUGUCAAUGAGGCCCCGCCCCCUUACACGCCGUCACCCCCGCCCCAUUCCGACAUACAAGAAGUCCCUGUGGGCCGCACAGAGCCACGCUCUGAGAACAGGCCCGUCUAGUCGAUUAUCUCAAUAUCAGUUUGCCUUUUCCCCAAAACAAAACUGCCUUGCUCCAGACAAACCUCAGAGAUCGUUGCCAGCCUUGCUCUCAGUCACACGGGAGCAAACACGAGUGUGCCCCCUUCUACUUUUCUAGUCAUCUAAUGAAUUCCAUCAUACCAGAUGACCUCCACAAGCCUGUGUGCCUCAGCAGCUGCCACGAGCGUGACAGCCCAAACUUCAAUGAAUCUCCAGCACUGUCAGGCUGGCACAUUUAAGAGAUUCGCAGAAUGAAACACGCUUCCAAGUGUAGCUUUAGCGCAGCACAUUUCACGCCUCCGUUGGAACAUCUUUUGAAGAAAUUAGCAAACACAAGACCCUUCUUUAGUAACAGUCACAGUUUUGGUCACAGUGACUUCUUUAGAGUAUGUCAACAACAACAAAGUAAUAGAGGAGGAGACAUUGUAACUAUCAACUUAGUUUGCCUUUAUACUCCAUAAUACUGGAUUUGAAAUCAAAUUAAGUAGUAAAAAUGUUAGCUUUACACGUUAAAGGUCCCAUAUUGUACAAUUUGAACCAUUUUAAUUGAGUCUUGAAUGUCCCAUGAAGAGAAGAUGUCGGAAUUUAGUAGUGUCUGUGGUGUAAAUACUCAUUAACUACCAUAUAGCAGUGUGAAGACAAACAUUAGCAACACUAGCAGAGCUAUGUGAGCUAAAGAGCUAACAUUACACUCACAUUUUAACAGCAACAUCAUGCUAAGUUUGCCUGCCCGCUGACUGGUGUUUGGUUGGCAGAGCUUCAGGUUUUAUUUUAAGAUGCUUGGUGAAGCCUGCUUUUACACAAAGUUGUCCUUUGUGAAGCCUUAAAGUACCAGUAGAGUGGAAAAACAAGUUGACUUAAUAUGUUUAAUUGUAUUUCAUUGUGUCUCAAACAAUAUCCAACUGUAUUUCCAAUCCGCAAAAUGUGUGAUUACAAAAUGCCACAAUUUCAGACAGCCAUUUUGAAUAUUCCGCUCCAAAUGUCUUUGGCAAUUUCCGUAGAUUUGGGGUAGGAUGACAUCAGGAUGGGAACGCUUCUGCACUCCGAGCAUAUCAGCAGAUCAGACAUACUGGAAAUAUGCAAAAAUUAGAAAGUGAAGUAUAUAGCGCUUUUUCUCCAGAGACUCAAUGCGCUUUACAUAGUGAAACACAUUAUCUACAUCUUUAAGCUACGGUACAUAUAAACCAGUGUGAGUCACACUUGGGUAGAGUGUCUAACCCAAGUACAUGACGGCAUUGAUGAGAAUGGCGGAAUCGGGGAUCGAACCUGCAACCCUCAUCUUGCUGGCACGGCAGCAGUACCAACCGAGCUACGCUGCCCACAAAAAGACGUGCUGUUUAUCAUUCCCAAGAAAUGAACACGUGUUCUUUUUUUUAUGCCUUCUAAGUCGUAAAUAAAAAAACAAACAUAAAAAGCCCCUUAUCAAUAGAGUCAAUAGGGGCUCUCUAUUCCGUCCACAAAACCAUCUAAACUAUCCAAAACCUGCCAAAAAUACUCUAUUUACAUUUUGUAACUUGAAUAUAAACCAAAUAUUAGCGAUAGUGUUAUUAAAAGCGCUAACAUAGACAAACCCUGGUGUGGGAUCUGUGCCGGAUCCCACACCAGGGUUUGUCUACGUUAGCGGGGAUGUCGUUGUGACUUGUGCAGCCCUUUGAGAUGUUUGUGAUUAAGGGCUAUAUAGUUAAACUUUGACUGAUUGAAACUAUUUUAGCGGUGCAUUGGUAACAAACAGCUAAUCAGCCAUUUGCUGCUGUACUAUACGCCGGUCGAAGUCCUGCUGCUUCGUGUUUCAGCUUGUCAAAAGUUAUUCUACAUUAUAAAUCUUGCCUCUUAUUUGGAUAAUAGGAGGAUUAAAACCCUAAAUCUAGAAAUUGUUGAUCUGUGACAUUCAAUUCAUACUUGGCGAUGGGGACAGUCACACAACUGAAGACGGUGUCUGCAGGCAGCAACUUUUCCUUUUAACCCUUCGUGUAGAUGAUGAUUCAUUCUUCAUCUAAACGGGAAGUUAUAAACAUUCCAUCCGUCGUCAUCGCCGUAAAAGCAGAUCGCUUUAUUAUGUUCAUAAUUUGUAUUUCUUGAUUAGCACUUAGCAAUACUGCUCCAUGAUGCUAUAGUGUUUCACUAAAGCUGGAUCUGUUUAGCACAAAGCUUCUAAAACUUGUAGCUUACCCUCCUUAUAUUAAAAAAUAGAAGGUUAUGGAUCAUCAUUUGUCCCAAAGUAAUUGUUUUCACAAAGUCUGCAUGAUUUGCAUUGUUGUUGAUGUGAAAGGGAUCUGUGGUUCCCACAUUUACGUCACGGAUCAUGCUCAUUAUCUCUCAAAAUGGCUCGGGAAUCUCUGUGAGAUUAUUACUAUUUUGAUCAUAUGUAUUUACUCACAAACUUUGUAAGUCUUUCUGUGUUAUUAAUCAGAUAUAUAUGAUAAUAGCUUCAAUAUAGAGGCAACUUGUUUUUACAUUCUACUGGUACUUUAACUAUAUAGGCAAGGCAAGGCAACUUUAUUUGUAUAGCACUUUUCAUACACAAGGCAGACUCAAAGUGCUUCACAGCACAACAUGUGAUACAACAAAGUGAAAUGAAAGAAAAUAAAAGCAAAAUUAAAAUGCCGACAAUAAAAAAAAAACAGUGCGGACGUUAAAAGUUAAAAGAUUAAAAGAUUUAGCUGAAAGCUAAGGUGAACAUAAAAGUUUUCAGUCUAGUUUUAAAAGUAGUCAGAAUUGGGUAAAGUCUGACAUCUUCAGGAAGUUUAUUCCAGCUAUUUGCCGCAUAGUGACUGAAUGAUGCUCUCCCUUGAUUUGAGUUUACUCAGGUCUCAGAAGAUCUUAGUGAUCUAGAGGGCUUAUAUAGUGGGAGCAUAUCUGUGAUAUACUUCGGCCCUAGACCAUGUAGUGAUUUAUAUGUGAGCAGGAGGAUUUUGAAAUCAAGUCUGAUGUACAGGGAGCCAAUGUAAGGAUUUAAGAAUUGGUGUAAUGUGCUCACAUUUUUUGGUCUUUGUUAGAACUCUAGCAGAAGCGUUCUGAACAAGCUGUAGCUGCCUGACAGGUUUUUGGGAAGACCUGCAAGGAGACCAUUACAAUAGUCUAGCCUACUGGUAAUAAAGGCAUGUACAAGUUUUUCUAACGCUUGAGCUGACAUGAGCCCUCUAAGUCUUGUUACAUUUUUGAGGGGAUAGUAGGCCGAUUUUGUUACUGUUUGAUGUGACUGUCGAAAUGUAAAUUAGAAUCUAAAAUAACCCCAAGAUUUCUGGCUUUAUUUGAGGUUUUCAGGGACAGUGAUUGAAGGUGUUGGAUGACUUUAAACCUUUCUUUUUUAGCACCAAAAACAAUUAAUAUAAACCAGGUGGGCUCACCUAGCAUGUCCAGUGACAGUUCUAGCCAUAAUGGCGCCCUGUGCAAGAACCCACCUUCGACCUGCAUAGUAGGGAUGGGAAUCUUCACAAAAACUCAGUUUGAUUUGAUCCGUUUCAGAAUCGAUUCUCGAGUCAACAUGAUUGUUGCGAUAUAUUAUUUGGUAUAAAGACAUAUAUAUAUAUUUUUUUUAAACCUUGGCUUCUGACUAAUGUCGUAUAUGUGCAGUGAGUAAGCAUGGGAAUGGCCUAAAAAACCUGUCUAUUUACAAAAAAAAAUGUGUUUAUAUAUAUAUAAUUUUUUGAAAACUCGGAAUCAAAUUACAAUUGUAAAAAAAAUCAAUCGCACUCUGGCUGUGAAUACAUUUUUUUGAGCACACCUCAUGCUAAGAGCGCCCAUUUGACACACACAUCCGGACAAAUAAAAUUAUUUUUUUUACCCCCUAGAGAAUGACACCCAUGUGGCCCAUAGCCCCAAACAUCAAAACACUUGGUUUUUUUCACAUGUUAUUGCUGAUAAAUGGGCUUUUGCAACACAUUUUACUGUUGUAAAAGUAAAUUUUGUAUAAUCGGGUACUUUUAUUCUAAACAGUUUCACCAAAAUAUGGUAUUUAAUAAGCACACAUUUUAAAUGUAGAAUAUUUUUAUUUUGAGGCGCUCAAAGGUAAAGUUUGUCAUUUUUAAAAUUAAGACUAACUUAGUCUACACUCCAAUCAAAUCCAUCAUGGUGGUGUAUAAAGGCAACAAUCUGCAAAUGUACAUUUCUUUGAACAACACAGCAUAUGUGUUGACAUAAAGUGUCAUUGCUAUCUGUCCAAAGCGAUGACUAUAAUCUUGUUUUUAAUUUACCAAGGUGCUCUUAUUGAAUACAGCGAGCUCGAACCAAUGCAGUUUUAAUCUACUUUUUUAUUGCAUUUUGCAGGCUGUGAUUUGUGGUGAAGCUGUCUCAGGAGUUCCACUGACCAGCUAAUAGCUUGUCUACUCCCUCUGCAUGAGACAAAGUGGACAAUGUAUGUUGGAAGGUUACCAUGCCAACGGUAAAAAUUAUACACCUAAUAUUGUCAUUUCGUUUUGAAGGUCAUCACUCUUAACGAAAUUACUCAAUGAUCGCUCCGACGUGAUCAAGGGCUUUUUUUUCCAUUUGCAUCAUUAUUGCAAAAAGCAAAACAAACCAAAAAAAUUUUUUUUGCAGCUUUUUAAAAUAUCCACAUGAUAUCCACUUAUUUUUAUGCUUGUGUUUUUUGUUUUUUUUCCUGGUCACUGCUUUUCAAACAAAAUGUGGUCGUCCUGUUUUUGGGUGGCCUGUUUGCUUUUACCAGAGAAUCAACGGUUUAAAUUGUUCUAAUAUAAUAAUGACUGUUUUGUAUUGUGAUGACAAAUCAUUCAGAAAAAAAAAAAGGAGAGAUGCAACUGCAAAAUGUAGCUUACAUUACCAUCACCUACGUCCACUUUAACUUCAUGUCCAUUCCCUAAAUGGCUCCUUAAUUAGAUCUCUUCAGGUUGUAGCUUUGUGACUUAUGGGGAUGGCUUUUUUAUGGCUUUUUUGGGUGGGGGGAUGAUUCAUAUUCUGUAUUAAAUUGUUCUUAUUGCUCAUGAGUGCUGUUUAUUUGUUUUGAGGCCGUCAUAGUGCAGUGUAAUCUGUUGUACCUUAUUUAUUUAUACAAAACCCAAAACCAGUGAAGUUGGCACAUUGUGUAAUUUGUAAA